AUGGCAGACUCGAACGCGAACCAAUUUCCUCGCUCCCAGCAGCCGAGUGCUAACGCGCGAGGCGGCUCGGAGGUUCACACGCAGGUCGCUGACGAACGUCGUCGCUCCGAGCAGCCGAGCGUUAACGCGCAAGGCAGCUCGGGUGCCCACCCUCAGGCUGCGAACCCUAGCCAACCCCAGAAUCAGCUCGCACGAGCGACUGGAGGAGACCGAGCCGCAGACCAGCAGCGUGGCUCGGGACUCCUACAUCUGGAUCCCAAUGAUGGCCUGUCCGGACGCGUUGCACUGAAUGAGCAGGACGAGGUCGAAAGCCGUUACCACCGCGGUCGCCUGGUCGACAUGACCGACCUCAACGCCCAACCGGCGAGAAACUUCGUCCGCCAGCAGAACAACGGGACAAUGCCCCGAACCCUGGUGCAACUAACACGCAUAAACCGGGGUUCUCGAAACCGGGGGAUAAUCAGUGACCGUUUGGACGGCCCGGACAACAUCCGCACCGGCGCGCAGCUUCCCGCUCCCAUCCAGGCUGCAGCUCUUCAACCUCUGCCUGCCGCCCCUGCUGCCCCUGCCACCCAGGAACAGAGGGCCAAGAGGAGGAAGAAGAACAGGUCCCAGCGAAAGCGCGCGCGUCUGCAGCGAGAGGAGCUUGAGCACGCGGCAGCACACUCGCAAGGCCCACGCCACCGCGAGGAGGAGGAGCACGAGGUGAAGGAUGAGUACCAGAAGGACACGAGGAUGAUGGAUCCACCUGAGAGAGGGGCUGGCGACCGUGGUACGCGUGGGAACGCCUCCUCCCAGCCGAACUUCGAAUUUCGAGCUCCUCCUGAGGGUCCCAGCCUUCAUACUUGCGCAAAUUGCAAGCGGGUGGAGCACGUCCUGUCGUCUUGCCCUGGCCCCGUAGACCAGGAUGGGCUGAUUCCUGGCUGUGUGAUUCACAAUUCUAUGGAUCACACGUGGGACGAAUGCCCUGUAGCUACCAGGCUUCCGCUUGGGCUCCAGGUAUUUAAUACUCUCGUGGCGAAUCGUUCGGGUCUCCCUGCUGUCCGGUGUGCGCAGUGGAAUUGGGUCGACCUGGCGAUGGCCGCCGAGAAGACAAAGUUGGAGGUAUACCCUCUAACUCGAGCUUUUAGUCUCGCUAUAACAGGCGAGACUUUAAGUGCCUAUCUUUCAGGGAAUGCGCAGCUGGGACCGGACCCGCUGACCUGCUCUUACGACGCUAUGCUCCUGAACUGGAGGCGCCUUCGUCAGACCGAGUACCUAUAUGAAGCUAUGCAGGUCGAACAGGAGGGAGAAGAGUUCUAG
Molecule: messenger RNA, 1302 nt
Organism: Daldinia caldariorum
Lineage: Eukaryota; Fungi; Ascomycota; Sordariomycetes; Xylariales; Hypoxylaceae
Exons: 2
Coding region: 1-1302 (433 amino acids)
Molecular function (GO): nucleic acid binding; zinc ion binding
Source: RefSeq, a predicted model, not a curated record